Erpetoichthys calabaricus (reedfish) is the source of this 2689-nucleotide messenger RNA. RefSeq names its product BSD domain containing 1 (gene bsdc1). The transcript has 11 exons. Gene Ontology annotation, cellular component: cytoplasm. The record is from RefSeq and is a predicted model, not a curated record. Bases 132 to 1469 code for a protein of 445 amino acids. NCBI's taxonomy places the organism in Eukaryota, Metazoa, Chordata, Cladistia, Polypteriformes, Polypteridae.
AGCCUCUCUCGAAUAUGCCCAUUUUUAAGGUCGCGUGUGAUUUUUGUCGUUUCCCCAUCUUCUUCCUGCCGAGUCUUAAGUAGACGAGAAGGUCAAAGUUCAGUAAAUAUUGAUGAUGUCAUGCUGUAAAGAUGGCUGAAGGGGAAGGAGAUUGGUGGGGAGGUUGGUUCCAACAGAGUUUUCAAAGUGUGAAAGAAAAAUCAGUUGAAGCCUUUGAAUUUAUGAAAAGAGAUCUGACCGAGUUUACUCAUGUAGUUCAGCAUGACACAGCAUGCACCAUUGCAGCAACAGCUAGUGCUGUCAAAGAGAAGCUGGCAGCUGAGGGAUCUUCUCAAACAACUGAAAAAGUUAAAAAGGGCUUGUCUACUAUCUUGGGAGUCAUAACAGAUACACUGGCUCCACCUCCUGAUAAAACCAUCGACUGUGAUGUAAUCACUCUGAUUGCAACUCCUACAGGCACAACUGAGGUGUAUGACAGUGCUAAGGCACGUUUGUACAGUUUACAAGCUGACCCAGCUACUUACUGCAAUGAACCAGAUGGUCCAGCAGAGGUGUUUGAUGCCUGGCUGCAAGAAUUUAACUUGGAACAAAAGAAAGGAGAAAUUUCUGAUCUCCUAGUUAACAGUUCCUCCAUCAGAGCACUAUACACGAAAAUGGUUCCAGCUGCAGUUUCCCAUGUAGAGUUUUGGCAGCGUUACUUCUUCAAAGUAUAUCAGUUAUUCCAGGAAGAAGUCAGGAGAAAAGCCUUAAAACAGAGAGCUGAAAACACUUCACAUUCAGAGGAACUUGGGUGGGAAGAAGAAGAAGAUGAGUAUGGAAACACUUCAUCUCAGCUUCAUUUUAAACCAUCAGAUGAAUCAUUAACUUCAUCCGAAAAAAGAUCUACCCCAGAAGAAUUGGCUUUGUUUAGUUCUGUUACAGCAAAAACACCCACAAGUGACAACACGGAUUUCAGCAAUAUUACAGGGGAGAAUGAAAUGACGCCCUCUGUCAGCAGUGAAAGUGUUACCCUAAGAACACAAAUUGACAUCCUAGGUAUAGUCCCUGAUAACACAACAGAGGAUAUUACCAAAAAAUUAAGAGAAGCCACCCUAGAGGAUGCUGAUUAUUCUCAUAGUACACAGGCUCCUGUAGAAAGGCUGUCUGGAGAAUCUUAUAAGUCUGAUUUGAUUGGACAGUCUAGUCUGCAAGGAGGUGAAAAGUUAGACACUGCAGUGGAGAAGUUGAGCAUAAAAAACGAGACUCUUAAAGAAGAAGGACCAACAGACUUGAGAGUGUUUGAACUAAAUUCAGAUAGCGGAAAAUCAACCCCAUCUAACAAUGGCAAAAAAGGCUCAAGUACAGAUAUUAGUGAGGACUGGGAAAAGGACAUUGAUUUAGAUAUGACAGAGGAAGAAGUUCAGCUAGCGCUGUCAAAUAUGGAAGCAUUUGGAGAACUGGAUGAAGAGGAUUGGAAGGAUUGGGAAUAAAGAUUACUAAAUGUUGUUAACACAAAACAUGACAAGGAAAGCACCUUUGCUUGCUAAUUAUUAGCGAUUACUAUUUACCUGUUAGCUGCUGUUUCUUCCCCAACAGUUUGAAGAAGUCCUUAAACAUCUAGCCAAUUUUUAUAAUAUCCUUAUAAAAAUAUUUAUUGUAAUAUAAAAUUUUCCCAGAUUUUACACACCUUAUUUUAAAGGGUCAUUUUCAAUUAAUCUGAUUUGGAUGCUGACCAUUGAUAUGAUUUCAUAAGUCUAGUGUAUUAUAAUGGACUCUUUAAAAUGCUGCCAUCUUUAAAAGCAGGUCUGAUGUGGAGAAAUAAUUUGAGUUAAAGGAAAUGCUUAGUAAUGAAAAGACAUGAUGAUAAUAUGCUGGGUUUUUUUUAAUUAUAUGGCCUGACCCUGUAUUGUAAAAUAUAUAAAUAUUUAAAACUCUCCUUCACAUGUUAAGUGGGUAUUAUACCUGCAGCUAAGUAUAAAAAGCAAAAUUUGCUAAUUGCUGUAUAGUAUACAUUGUUGAGAAUAUAUAAUAUAAGGAGUUAUCAUUUUUUGUUUGUUUUUCAUACCUAUUAUUAAAAGUGAAAUCCUUGUAAAUCAUCUUUGUACUCGAUUCUACAUUUGGGAUUCAAAGAAUAUACUUUAAUGCAAAAAAUGUACAUUUCUUUUCUGUGUGUGCUUGAGUAUUCUUUUAUAUUGCUAUUUUUAUUCACAGAUUCAUUCUGUGAUGUAUAAAGUAACAAUUGUUAUGAUUCUAUAAGCUUUCUGUUUAGGGCAUCACUGUGCCAUUUUGUUCUCAAAUGUGAUCAUUCAAUACGGAACAGAGCAUGCCAGACUCUGUAGAUACUGUGGUAAGCUCAUUUUCCAAAGAACAAUUUUUAAAAAUUGUUACAUCUUCUAAGUGCUGCUUCUUAACAAAUUUCCUGUCUGUUAUGCAUGCUGGUCCAAUUGAAUAAGCAACAUGGUUGGUUAAUACAUUCUACUUUUAGUUAAAUGUCUUUGUUAAAUGUUAUCUCAAUGAUAAUUUUGCGUAAUUGUCUUAUUCAUGUUUGUGUAUUUAUAUUUGAAAUUGAAAUCAUUAUUAUUUUAGCAUUGGAUAGCUGACGACCAGUCAUUUUACUCUUUAGACAUGAUAAAAAUGCAACUGAGCUAGAAUCAAUCUUCAUGUAAGAUCUUACUGAUCUCUACUGACAUUAUUGUGUGAUGUUUUGUUU